UGUCUUUCUCUCACUUGAUCUGUCUCUCUCCCUGUCUCAUUCCCGCUUGUGCUCUCUCUUUCCCGAACGAUGACACUGAGAGACAGCUGUAACGUGAGACGCCUCUCGAUCCUGGCAGGGGCUUCGAAAGCCGAGGCAGAAGGGAGGGAGAGGGCCUUUAUCUGAAACUGGGGGCGCUGACCUCCCUCAUUCCCCUUCUCUUUUUCUCCUCCUUUCUUUCCCUGUCUCUGCGUCUGUGAGCAUAUCCUAUCCUCCCCCAACCAUCAGAGGCCAGGACUCCAGUCUUUUAAAAAAAAUUGUCUCCCAGUAGCACAAACCUAAUGAAUGAAAUAUUGUGUGUUGUUGCUGUUUGCACCAUCUGGAGCUGCCCGUUACUUUUAAAGUCCUAGCAUGUCCCAAUCUUUUGUCCGAGUUAGGUGGAUACAACUUAUGUUGUCAGUGGUUCACAGAAUGUAGUGAGUGAUAUUUGAGUGACAUAUUUUUGAGGACCUAUAUGAGGACACUUUCUUGUUUGUGCGUGUGCUCAGAUGUCGAUGGAAACAUCCAAACACACCCGGGCUGUGGGCUAUGGCUGCUAAAUCCUCUGUGAGAGCUUGUGUGUAAUCCAAACACUUAGAGCUAAUUUAAGCAUGCAGGCAGGAGCAGCAUCCUUUAGGAAACAACAGCUCUCUCUUGCUUUUGCUGUCUCCAUCCUCUACUGUGUGUGUGUGUACUACAAAUGUGUUUGUGUGUGCAUGUCUUGUCGCUGGAGGGAAAUGAAAGCACUCAAUCACUCACCUGUCAGAGGACUUCAAAUUCUGUCCAUAACACACACACACACACACAUAGGGACACACACACGGACACAUAUGUGCAUACACACUUACCCCAGAGGGCUUGACAGGACUGGCCCUUUAUUGACUCCCUUGAUCAAGGAGACAGCAGAUCCAUUUAAUAGAAGCUCCACAUACACACACACACACACACACACACACACACACAGGCGUUGAAAUCAAAGUGGAUUCACAUCUGCUCUCCACUCUGCUCCGCUGUAGCAUUUUCCUCUCAUACAACAGAGCUGGUAGUCAUUUAAAACUGUGGCAAUUUGGGUGUUGAAUUCAAUUUUGAAAGCCAGUUCUAAUAGGAGUCAUGGUGUUUUCAUUGCAGGGUAUGCCAACAGUUUCCUUGUCAUAGCUGCAAUGUCAUUACACCAAGACAGCUCUUCUUCACCUCAUCUUGUGUGUGUCAUGAUACGAGCCCAGCUUGGGCUACAGGCAUGUUCAGUUGGCCUUGGCCCCUGUGCUCCCCAGUUGUCCGUGUUUUGUGCUGAGUGUUUUGGAAGGCCAGUUAGCCAAGAGGGUGCGGGGAGGAGAUGUGACAGCUGUGUUGGUCACGGCUACUCUGACCUUCACACAUCAUCUUGAUGGAUCAUCAAGGCUGUAACGAUACACUGAAGCUGUUGUGUAGGCCUGUGCUAGCCUUAUUAUCCACUGCUGAUGGUCCGGUCACACACUGUACUGAUAUCACCGUUGCAAAUGCAACUGUGGACAGUCACCAGCGAGGGCAUACGUGAAUGAGAUUUGUCUUGGGAUAACAAAAAGAAAAAGUCAGAAAAGGAAGUGUAUUGGCUAAUGCAGGCUUCUCUGUUUUGAAGAGAAGCAACUCAUCAUGGCAACACAAAAACACACAUAUACAGACAAAAAGACAGAUGCACACAGUCGAGCCUGGUAUUUCAUAUAUAUAUGCCUCUCACAAAUGGAUUGCGCUAAUGUUCUGAGCUUUUUGCCAGUCUCAAAGCGCUUUACUUUGUGUGUGUGUGUGUGUGUGUGUGUGUGUGUGUGUGUGUGUGUGUGUGGUAUAACCCGUUCCUUUGAAAUGGCACUUGUUCCAUCAAGCCAAGGAAGAAACCAUUUAGUGGAAUGACAAACACACACACAUAUAUAUAUUCAUACACACAUACACACCACCAGGAGACUGGGAGAACCUGAACUGCACUCAGGCAAACAUUUCUCACACAAGUUCUUUAUUCCUCAAUCUGCUCUUUAGUUUUCCCCCCGAACAUACACUUACAUACAAAGGUACUUUCACAGAGAUUCCAUUUUGUCAGCUUUCAGCCCCAGAUCAUGUAACAAUAAAAGAUGCUGCCCUCCAGUUAAACACUGCCAGUAAAUCACAGGGCAAAGAAAGCUGGGAGAAGCACUUAUUUUUAAGCAGCAUGAGAGACCACACUGGGGGGGAAGGGGUUGAGACAGAUAGGGUAAGACCCAGAGAGAGAGAGAGAGAGAGAGGGAGGAAGAGAGAGCUUCUUUGUGCACUGUGUACUGGCAUUGUGUGUGAUGAAGAGAUGAAUCACUGCUAUUUAGGGAUUGGUUUCCUGCAACUGAUUGUGUGACGACUCAGUGGCGGACAGACUGUCAAGACUUGCCUGUUUUGUUCUGGGGGCUUCAGGAAAAUGUCUGCGGCCAAGUCUCACUAGCUCACUCCCCACAGGGCCCGGUGUGCCAGAGAUCAACAGAGACAACAGAGACAAACACCUCACCGGUGUCGCUGUUCUAACAAGGCAUCAAAUAUUAAAAAGCAAGGGAUUUUAGGCCAAUUUCAAUAUGUGUAUUUUCAGAGUACACUUGUUUUCCAUGCUCAAAUACUAACAGAUUUUUUUCUUAAAGAAGGCUCACGUGCAACAUGACCUUUCUUUCUUUUUUUUCUUUCUUUGUUUCUUUCUGACCCUUGUAUUAACCCUGUGCAGAUGCCUGAGAGCCGUUAUAUGAAUCUUAAAGUAAAGUCAACAUCUGUGUGGCUGAGACAAGAGGUGGGGGUAGAUUAGGGAAGCCAAACAAGACAAUUCAGAGAGACAUUGUAACUGUUAGGUUGCACACUGUCCAUGUGCGAGCAUGUCUGGAGUGUAACUGCAGGUGUUACAGCAGUUAUGUCAAAGAGCUGAAGACAUCUCUAACGAUAUGGAGUCUGGAGAGCGGCUGGCCUCCCCUGCGCCCACCCUGUCUGCUGCUCGCACCUCCUCCCCUGCGGCCUCUUCCUCCUCUUCCUCCUCCUCCUCCUCCUCUUCCUCUUCAUCAUCCCCUGCUCCCCACUCAAAGAGCAGCCUGGCCCCGAGCCCCUCAGCACUGGGAUCCACCCUCAGCACCUCUGGACGUCUGUUUGGAGCAGCAGGAGAGCAGCCCUUCAUUGGCUCCACAUUGUCAAGUGCCUUCCCUCUGGUCAACCACCCAGCCUUCGGAGCCAUCUACACUGCUGGAGCAGGCAGGCCUGAGUUUGGAGGCCUGGGUUCCCUGGGCAUGUCAGCUGCUCUGGCUGCCCACCCCCAGCUAGGAGCCCUCUCGGAGUGGUGGCGAGCUGCUGAAGCCCAUGGACGAGGAGCUGCUGCCUUUCUCCCCUCUUUCAUCGGUUUCCCUCCAUUCUUCACCCCUCACAUUCAGCCCAACCACAGCCCCAGUCCAGUCCCGAUCAGGAUGCCGGGCAAGAAUAGCCAUGCCCCACCUAAAGGGGUGAAUGGGGCAGUGAAUGGCAGCGGGAUCUGUCCUCCCACCACACAAUCAGGGAGCUUCUCUGCGAGCCCGGCUCCUGUUCAGGCAUCGACCAAACCAACCAAAAAUUCAGACCCCUCCAACAGUCACCGUAGCAGUACUCAGAACAAUCCGGCAGAGUUGGUGGAAAAGCCGGUUCAGAAAACUAAAGAGAAGAAGCCACGAAAGAAGCCAGCAGACACUUGUGUGGCAAGCAACAGUGAAUCAGGCUCAUCCUCAGACAGCUCAAGCGACGGGUCCCUCAGCAGUGAUCUGGAAGAUCUGGUAGAGGAUGAUGAAGACGAUGAUGAUGACGAUGAGGAUGACGAGGAAGAGGACAAACAGAGCGAAUUAUCGGACUCUGAGAAGAGGACGAAGAAGAAAACAAAGGUUUUGAUACCCAGCACUGGAACUGCAAAGACUGACAGAUCACUUUCUUCGGAGCCCCAGGACAGCAAGGUCCCCUCCAACCCCCCAACGCUUGUGCCCUUACCCUGCUCUGUCUCCCCUCCUGCCUUGUCCCAAACUUCGCCGCUGGCCCUGCACAGCUCCAGGUCCUGGACAGAGGGUCAACACCAACACUUCAGUGUGAUCCAGUCCACUGGCCUGGCUGCCAAUUCAAAGCCCCUGGCGCUCCUCACUCAACCUCGUAGGGAGUCUUCACCUUCCUCCUCCCCCAUAGCCCUCACCACAUCUCCAAAGGCACUCUGCAGCACUGGCUCUCCCAAACUUCCCAAACUGUUGCCCUCCUCCUCCCCCCAACACCUGCCCCUCUCCCUCUGCUCCUCCCCUAAGCCUCUCUCUGUCCCCUCUCCACCCCGCUCGACUCUCCCACCGUCUACCUCCCCAAAACCUUAUGGUUUGACCUCAUCUGUGACAAGCACCCAGAAGUCCUCGCCAAAGCCAUCUCGGCGCGCUGUUCCUGGCUCUGCUAAACCCAACAAAAGGAAACAGCUGGAAACUUCACUUGCGCAGAUCAAUGAGUUCAGGCUCAAACAGACUCUCAUGUCCCAAGGGCAGACGUUCCCAGCUGAGCUAAAGAAGCAGCAGCAGGGGCCAAACAAGUCUCCCAAGAGGAGGUCUCUGUCUUCAUCGCCAUUGCCACCCGCUCCGCCUCCUCCACCCCAGAACAAUCACUCCAACCUCUUCCUCUCGAGUGCCCUGCUGGGGCUUCCCGAACCUCACCACCCCAAUGGAGUCAUCCAAAGCACCACUCAGGACGCACCUUUGGCCCUCAUCACCAAACCUCGCAAAGACUCUGCCUCUCAAGGCAAGUCACCUCAGUGCGACUCUGAUGCUGGGUCGAUGCCUGUCAAUCUGAGCACAGGGGCGAGCAGGACCCAAGCAACUGCCCAGGCUGGGGCUCCGACACAGUCCCCCACUACCUCACCCCAUGCCACAGGCCAUGGAUCCAGAAAGAACAAGACCCCGAAGGUUAAGGGACAGACACCAGGGCUGGGACAGGGACAAGCAGAUCCCUUAGCUACCUGGAAGGGCCUCUCUCAGAACCACCUAGUACAGUCUCUAGUAGAUUUGUUUCGUGGAGGAGAGUCCGGGAUUGGCAUUCCUGGAGUUAGUAUCCCUGGAGUAGGAAUUCCUGGAGUAGGGAUCCCUGGGACAUGCAAUCCCACAGCUGGUCUACCGGCUAACAAGGAAUCUGAUGACUCGGGAGACGAUGAUGAUGAUGAGGAUGAUGACCUUGAGGAGGAGGAGGAUGAAGAGGACUCAGAUGAUAGUCUGUCAGAGUCUGACAGCAACUCAGACAGCGACAUCUCUGGAAAGAAAGUGAAGGAGUUAAAGCUGCUGCCGUCUGGUUCAUCUAAGAAGGAGAUGACUCCCCACAGGCUAACCAAAGGCCCAGAACUACUGAACACCUCAACCAAUCACACCGCCACCAGCUGCUCCCCUCUCAACCUACAGGUCAUCAAGACUCCCACCAAUGUCACCAGCUCCAGUGCCUUGGCCUAUCAAAGCUCUCCAGGCUCUUCCUCUUACAGCCUAGCCUCUCCAUUGGGCUUAGGGAAGAGGAAGAGGGUGAUGGAUGAGAAGGAGUUGAUGACACCUCUGGAGUUGGGGUGGCGGAGAGAAACGAGAAUCAAACCCGUGGCUGGCCGGUCGCAGGGCGAGGUGGCCUACUAUGCCCCGUGUGGCAAGAAACUAAGGCAGUACCCGGAUGUGAUGAAGUAUCUAUCCAGAAAUGGAAUAAGUGGCAUCACGCGCGAUAAUUUUAGCUUCAGUGCAAAGAUAAGGGUUGGUGACUUCUAUGAAGCCAGAGAAGGACCCCAGGGUUUACAGUGGACCCUGUUGAAGGAAGAGGAGGUCAUUCCUCGUAUUUUGGCGAUGGAAGGUCGGAGGGGUCGCCCCCCUAAUUCAGACCGUCAGUUAGCGGGUGAAGGUGCCAAAGGCAACCGACGGAGGAAGGGACGGCCCCCGAAUGUGGGCAAUCCACUGGUACCCGAGGGGCCCAGUCCCAGUGAGGUCAAACUUCUGCGCAAACUAGAGGCUCAAGAGAUAGCUCGACAGGCUGCCCAAAUGAAACUGAUGAGAAAACUGGAAAAGCAGGCACUGGCACGUGCAGCCAAAGAGGCUCGGAAACAACAAGCUAUCAUGGCAGCAGAGGAGAGAAGAAAGCAGAAAGAGCAGAUCAAGAUUCUCAAGCAGCAGGAAAAGAUCAAGCGUAUUCAGCAGAUUCGGAUGGAGAAGGAACUCAGGGCGCAGCAAAUUUUGGAGGCCAAACGGAAAAAGAAGCAAGAAGCCGCCAAUGCCAAAAUAUUGGAGGCUGAAAAACGCAUAAAGGAGAAAGAGCUGAGGAGACAGCAGGCGGAGAUUCUCAAACACCAGGAGUUGGAGAGGCAUAGACUAGAUAUGGUAUGGGAGAGGGAGAGGAGGAGGCAACAUGUAAUGCUGAUGAAGGCUGUUGAGGCUCGCAAGAAAGCAGAGGAGCGUGAGCGCUUGCGGCAGGAGAAAAGGGACGAGAAGCGCCUGAACAAAGAGCGUAAACUGGAGCAACGGAGGCUGGAGCUGGAGAUAGCGAGGGAGCUGAAGAAGCCAAAUGAAGACAUGUGUCUGUCUGAUCAUAAGCUUCUCCCCAGUUUCUCCCGGAUUCCUGGACUAAUCCUGCCUGGGCGUGCCGUUUCAGACUGCCUGAUGCUGAUGCAGUUUUUGCGGGGUUUUGGGAAAGUUUUGGGGCUUGAUCUGAAUGUGGAUGUUCCCACCCUGGGCAUGUUACAGGAGGGCUUGCUCAAUGUCGGGGACAGCAUGGGCCAGGUUCAAGACCUUCUUGUCAAACUGUUGUCUCUGGCAGUCUGUGAUCCUGGUUUGCCUCCUGGACAAAAGACAAAAACCAUGCUUGGGGACCACUUGACCAACGUUGGCAUUAACAGGGAUAAUGUGUCUGAGGUGCUACAGAUGUACAUGGGAGCUCAUUGUGCCAAUACAGAACUGGCCCCUCUGGCCCUCAGUCUGAAGACCAAGGCUUUUCAGGCCCACACGCCUGCCCAGAAGGCGUCAAUCCUGGGCUUCCUCGCUAACGAGUUGGCCUGCAGCAAAACUGUUAUCAGUGAGAUUGACAAGAGCCUCGAUCAGAUGGCUAACAUGAGGAAGGACAAGAUCAUUAUGGAAGGAAAACUGAAGAAGUUGAGGACUAUUUACGCCAAACGCACUGGGAGGAGGGAGGCCAGUAUGGGUGUGGAAGAGAACCAGUCUGUCUGCACUCCGUCCUCUGCCGCCAAACGCAAGAGGAAACUGGGUGGAGACAGUGACGAUGACGACGACGAAGACGACGACAGUGAUGACCAGGCGGAUGAGGAGGAGGAUGACGAGGAGGAAGAAAUGAAGAAGGUUAAAAAAGUGGAGACAUAUGAUGAGGAUGAAGUUGAUCAAGCCACCAGUAUUGAGGAGCUGGAGAAGCAGAUAGAGAAAUUAGCCAAGCAACAUCAUCAGACCCGAAGAAAGCUCUUUGAAAUAUCCCAUUCUCUGCGCUCCAUGAUGUAUGGCCAGGACCGUUACCGCCGUCGGUACUGGGUACUUCCCCACUGUGGAGGGGUCUUCAUUGAAGCCAUGGAGAGUGGAGAAGCUCCAGAGGAACUGGAGGAGGAGCGACAGAGGAGAAGGAGAGCAGCAGAGGAGGUCAAGGUCAAAGAGGAACCACAGGAGAUCGAAGUGCAGAAGGAGAAGUCCGCCAAUAACCUCGAUGAGCAGAGCCCUCGAUCACACAUCUUGGAGCAACAGAAAGAGGAAGAAAGGGAGCGUGAGGGGAAGAAAAACUCCCCGACCCUUUUCUACCAGCAGCCGGGAUGUGUAUCCAAACUGUGCACAUUCCGGGAUGUCAACAAGGACGUUGGCAAAGAAACUGUGAAUGCAGAGGAAAAGGAGUGUCCCCAUGUGAGACAAAACGGCAGCCCUGAGGGCCCUCCCAUUGCCACAACAACAGUAACAUCAUCCUCCCCCACUCACGAUACCUCUGAGCCGGCAGUAGCAACAACCCCCUCCGUGGUGACCACUAAUGACACUACCAACAUCUCUCCCCCGACCUCAGCUUCUCUGUCUGUCCCGUGCCUGCCAGCCCCACGUGAAAGCCCAGGGAACACUCCUCCAACCUCAUCCCCUGCUCCGUCUCCACACCUUGUGUUCCAACCCAAUGACCAGCUACUCAGAGUCCUGACAGAGAGGAGUGGACACUGGUUCAGUCUGCUCCCUCGCAACCCCUGUGACCUCGUUUCCAUCACCACAACUCCACCAGGAGCGCCCCGUGUGUCUCCCCAGGCGUCCUCAACCCCAGGCAGGCCCAGAUCCCCACCUCAGUCCCCUGCCCUGCCUCUCACCCCUUCUGCUGCUUCAGCCUCUGGCAGCCCGCACCACCCAGCUGGCCUCCUCAACUACCCACUCUCAGCCCUGCAGGUGAAGUCAGGCGGUUCGUUACUAGGAGUUUCUUUCGGAAACUGGCCCAGUGGCAUGAUGAGUCCCAGCCUGCCUCUGUGCAACAGCCCCAGUCCCAUGCCAGGUCACUCUCUGGAGGGCAACACGGCAGCAAGUGUCUCCAGCAAGAGUGAAUCACCUUUACCUCGCAUUGAGAAAACCUCAUUCAUGCCGUCUCCCACCCUGGAGAUGCCCAAAUCCCUGGACCACCCCAUACCUCGGCCUAUUCCAGAGGAGAUGCUGACAGGGUGGUGGCGGGUGUCUGACAUUGAGGAGCUGAGGGCUCUAGUCAAUGCGCUACACAGCCGAGGCAUCAGAGAAAAGGGCCUUCAGAGGCAGAUUCAGAAAUACUUGGAGAUUAUCCCCCAGGUCUGCACCAAACAUAAAGAUGUGGCCAUGAUUGAGCUGCGUGAGCUGGAGGAGAGUCAGGUCAGUGUUGAGUCGGUGCGGGGCUGGUGUGUUGAGGAACAGGCGAUGGAGAUGGACAUUGCAGUGCUGCAGCAGGUAGAGGAACUGGAGAGGAAGGUUACUGCAGCCAGCCUCCAGGUUAAGGGUUGGACAUUUCCGGACCCUCAGUCUGAGAGAGAGGACCUGGUGUACUAUGAGCACAAACCCCCCACCAAGUCAACGCCAGCGUCAGCCAAUUCAGCAGACAAGGAGUCCAAGGAGCAUCCGGAGGAGAGGGGAGAGAAGGGCGGGGUGAUGCGUCACCCGGACAACCCCCUGGACAUAGCAGUGACACGUCUGGCUGAUCUGGAGCGCAACAUCGAGAGAAGGUACCUGAGGAGCCCCUUAGGUACCACCAUUCAGAUCAGGCUGGAUAAUGUGGGUACGGUCACUGUCCCUGCCCCCGCCCCAUCCACUAGUGCUGACAGGGAAGGUGGUGAGGAGGAGGUGGCCCACGGUAUGAAGGUGUGGAGGAAGGCCUUGACCGAAGUGCGCAGCGCAGCCCAGUUGGCCAUGUGCAUCCAGCAACUGCAGAAGUCUAUCGCCUGGGAGAGGUCCAUCAUGAAAGUGUACUGUCAGAUGUGCAGGAAGGGGGAUAACGAGGAUCUCCUCCUGCUGUGUGAUGGCUGUGAUAAAGGCUGCCACACUUACUGUCACAAACCCAAGAUCACCAGUAUCCCAGAGGGAGACUGGUACUGCCCGGCCUGCAUAUCCAAGGCAAGUGGUCCGUCCCCCAAAAGCAAAAAACCUCCAAACAAACAAGUAGCAUCCAGCGGAGGAGGUGGGAAGAAAGGCGGAGAGGCGAAGAAGAGCGGCAAGCAGGCGGGUAAUGGGGAAGUGUCGGAGGACGACCCGGGCAGCGCCAGCAGCACGCCCAAGAAAGGAGCAAAAGAUAUCAACAGGAAGAGAAAAACAGAGGAGAGCUCACCUGCUCUGCCAGCAGCCAGUCAGGAGAGCCCUGUGUGCGUGAAGCGAGCCAAGACAGCUAGAGACAACAACCGAGACCUGGGAUUAUGCAGGGUACUCCUUGCUGAGUUGGAACGGCAUCAGGAUGCAUGGCCUUUUCUCACACCUGUCAACCUGAAAUCAGUCCCUGGCUACAGGAAGGUCAUCAAGAAACCGAUGGACUUCUCCACCAUACGUGAGAAGCUUGUGAGCAGCCAGUAUCAAAACCUGGAGACUUUCAUCAUUGAUGUCAACUUGGUCUUUGAUAACUGUGAAAAAUUCAAUGAAGACAAUUCAGACAUUGGUCGAGCUGGUCAUAACAUGAGGAAGUUCUUUGAGAAGCGCUGGACUGAGCUUCUGAAACAAACAAACUAAACGUUUGUUCAGAUCCUCCCCAUAAACCCAUUCAACUUUUCACGUCGGAGCACCAGGUCUUACUUUUAUCCGUGUUUUCUGAUAUGAGAAUGUGGCUUUGCAGGAUGGAAGAAGUCGUCAAAUCCUUAAUAAGGAAGCCGUGGUGGGCUGAAGAGCGAUGUCACCUUGGAAAAAAACAAAAAACAAAACAAAACAAAAAAACAAAAAAGUUGUUACACGAUGUGCGCUGGAUUUUAUUACAACAGGGAUAAAAGCCCCAAAGAGUCCCAGAGAAAUGGGGUGUCGUAGUGCAAUACCAUUCCCUGUCUCAGAACACUGCACUGAAUUAAUCCUCAACUGUCACUGAUGUGUCUGCGCUAGAAUACUUUCCACUACCUGUAAAUAGUCUUUUGUUAUUUAAUCGUAUUAUAGUGAAUGUAUUUAAUUUUGUAAUAAUUAUUUAUGAAUCAAGGUCCACUUCAUUUUCUAUGAAAAGGAAGAAUCAGCUGAACUGCUUUGAAUUAAAAAAAAAAGGAAUGUGUCUUUGUGUUAUAAUUUUUCUCCCAAAUAUCAAACAAAGCCAAGAAAAAAAAAAAAAAACUGUUUACACUGUUCAGUGCUUUGGGGCAUCAGAGGACUGUAUUCAUUUGUUCAAACUGUAAAACUGCAUUUAUUUACAGGAGCGGCAGAGGAACAGUUAGACAAUGGUGAUUCAUGUGUAUAUACUGUUUAUUAAUGUCAAUAUUACGUCUUGUUUGGAACGAUGUGUAAAAAUUGUUUAAGAAUAUUAAGAUAUUGUUUAUGCCUUAGAAUGAUUGUAGCAUUCUAUUUUAGUGAACGUGAUGAAAACAUUAUCAUAAAUAUUGUUUGUACAGUAUAUACAUAAUCCUCUGCAAACACUGUGGUAUCCUUAAUCUUGGUAGUGCCUACCCUUCCAACAGGGGCAUGUAGGGGAUGUUUUUGUUUUUAGUUUUCAUUCUUAUGACAGCAUUAUUUUUUUAUAUGAUUUCAAUCCAACAAGGCCUCCAAAGUUGGACAGUGACACAGAAAUCAUUCCUCACCAUAAAAGAAAAGGAAAAAAAAAAAAAAAAAAGGAACAACAAGCAUUCAGUUAUGCUUCCACGACGCAUUUCCUCGUAAUCUGCCACAAUACAGAGGACCUAAGGCCAUUUGUAACCACUGUGUUGAACCUUGCUGUGUGUUGUGGCCUGAUGGAGGCAGCUAGAUUUUUUUGUACCCAAGUCAAGAGUACUUGAAGUUAUUUUAUUUAAGAUAUUGUGGAAGAAAAGUAUCAUUCUUUUGUAGAACUUUAUUUUUCACUAGUGUGUGGCACGGACCUAUUAAAAGGAUGUUUUUCAACGUAAA
Molecule: messenger RNA, 11528 nt
Organism: Scatophagus argus
Lineage: Eukaryota; Metazoa; Chordata; Actinopteri; Scatophagidae
Product: bromodomain adjacent to zinc finger domain protein 2B-like
Exons: 38
Coding region: 2937-10184 (2415 amino acids)
Molecular function (GO): DNA binding; protein binding
Source: RefSeq, a predicted model, not a curated record